CCAACAAUCCCAUCAAUCACAUUCUCAACCACAAUCUCAACCACAAUCUCAACCACAAUCUCAACCACAAUCUCAACCAGUUUCGCAACCAGUAUCAUAUGAAAUUCAAAGUUCACCUGUUAUUUUUGAUCUUAAUACGGUAUUGAAUUACUUGGAAGGUCACAUUAAUAAUGAUCGUUCUACAACACUUACAGCUCUGCGAACUAGAUUUGGGCUUCUUACCAACGAACUUGUUAAUGAUGGUGUAGAUGCUAUGAUGACCGUUCUCUUUCCGAAUACGUCGAGACGAUCUCGAUCGGCAACUCCAAUUUUAUCACGACCGUCAAGUCCAAUCGUGCCAGAAGAUUUUUACUUCACGAAUCUUGAUGAUUGGACAUAUUCGCCGCCACCUUCUGUUGAGCCUCGAGAUGAUUAUGAAGUAGAGCUGCUCAAGGAUGGUUUAAACCUCCCCCGGUCUAUUUUGAAAAUGGGUACUUCCCAUUCAUGCCAAGACGAGCUCACGAUGUACCUUCAGCUUUUACCAAGCAUGGAAAAACUACAACAUCUGUGCAA
Racocetra persica is the source of this 552-nucleotide messenger RNA. Lineage: Eukaryota; Fungi; Glomeromycota; Glomeromycetes; Diversisporales; Gigasporaceae. The record is from the annotation of a GenBank genome assembly.